Messenger RNA from Etheostoma spectabile (orangethroat darter), 3634 nucleotides. It is a transcript of the gene hcn1, whose product is annotated as hyperpolarization activated cyclic nucleotide-gated potassium channel 1. The transcript is spliced from 8 exons. Gene Ontology annotation, molecular function: voltage-gated potassium channel activity. Gene Ontology annotation, cellular component: axon; membrane; dendrite. NCBI's taxonomy places the organism in Eukaryota, Metazoa, Chordata, Actinopteri, Perciformes, Percidae. The record is from RefSeq and is a predicted model, not a curated record. Gene Ontology annotation, biological process: potassium ion transmembrane transport; regulation of membrane depolarization; sodium ion transmembrane transport. The coding region runs from base 272 to 3067 and encodes 931 amino acids.
CGAAGUGAGACAGAGGCUUUGGACGGUAGAAGCCGGGGCCGUCGGUAGAUGGCGGUAACCCAAGAAAUCUGAUCCACAGGGUUCUCGGGCACUCUGUCUCAGUUUGCAGCACUCGCACUGAAGGCGGAGGAGCUGAACAGUUUGAAGGACAUAAUAAAAUUAGGAGGAAUAGGAGAGCUCACGGCGGGUCCUCUCGAGUUUUGCGCGCAGCCCUCCCGAGCAGGAGACGCAACGCUUUUCCACAAAGAAAUACGGGAAAACUAAAAACACCAUGGAAGACAAAUCGAAUUCGUUCUCCAGCAACAAGGAGGAGAAGGCGGAUGGGAAUAAUGUUUUUCAGAGGCAAGACUCGAUACAGAAAAAUAACACAGGAAGCCAGAAGGACCACGGCAACUCAGUGGGCUUCAAGGGGGAGCGGGAAGAGGCCAUGGUCGGUUUUGACGAUCUGGACGGGGCGGCAAGGCAACAUGGUUUUAUGCAGAGGCAAUUUGGGGCCAUGAUGCAGCCCGGAGUGAAUAAGUUCUCCUUGCGUAUGUUCGGCAGUCAGAAAGCAGUGGAGAAAGAGCAAGAGAGGGUUCAAACGGCCGGAUACUGGAUCAUUCAUCCAUAUAGCGAUUUUAGGUUCUACUGGGACUUGAUAAUGCUCAUCAUGAUGAUGGGGAAUCUAAUCAUCAUUCCUGUGGGAAUAACAUUCUUCUCAGAGCAGACUACCACCACCUGGCUGGUCUUCAAUGUAGCCUCGGACACCAUCUUCCUGGUGGACCUGGUCAUGAACUUCAGGACAGGGAUCGUCAACGAGGAGAGCUCUGAGAUCAUCCUCGACCCCAAAGUCAUCAAGAUGAAUUACCUGAAGAGCUGGUUUGUUGUGGACUUCCUCUCCUCCAUUCCAGUGGAUUAUAUCUUUUUAAUAGUGGAGAAAGGCUUUGACUCUGAGGUAUAUAAAACAGCACGUGCCCUGCGAAUCGUCCGCUUCACGAAGAUCCUCAGUCUUCUGCGUCUGUUGAGACUGUCCCGACUCAUCAGAUACAUACAUCAGUGGGAGGAGAUUUUCCAUAUGACCUAUGACCUGGCUAGUGCAGUGGUAAGAAUAUUUAAUUUGAUAGGGAUGAUGCUGCUUCUGUGUCACUGGGACGGCUGCCUCCAGUAUCUGGUGCCUCUCCUCCAAGACUUCCCCCCUGACUGCUGGGUGUCCCUAAACGGUAUGGUUAACGUUUCCUGGGGUAAGCAGUACUCUUAUGCCCUCUUCAAAGCCAUGAGCCACAUGCUGUGCAUUGGGUAUGGUGCCCGGGCACCUGUCAGCAUGUCUGACCUGUGGAUCACCAUGUUGAGUAUGAUUGUUGGAGCCACGUGCUACGCCAUGUUUGUGGGCCACGCUACAGCUUUAAUUCAAUCGCUGGACUCCUCACGCAGGCAAUACCAAGAGAAGUACAAGCAAGUGGAGCAAUACAUGUCCUUCCACAAGCUUCCAGCAGACAUGCGGCAGAAAAUCCACGACUACUAUGAACAUCGCUACCAAGGCAAAAUCUUUGAUGAGGACAACAUCCUGAGUGAACUCAACGACCCUCUCAAAGAGGAAAUUGUCAACUUUAAUUGCCGUAAGCUGGUGGCCACCAUGCCUUUGUUUGCCAAUGCGGACCCCAACUUUGUGACGGGGAUGCUGAGCAAGUUGAAGUUUGAGGUCUUUCAACCCAAUGACUACAUUAUCCGAGAAGGCACUGUCGGGAAGAAGAUGUACUUCAUUCAACAUGGUGUUGCAAGUGUCAUCACCAAGUUCAGCAAGGAGAUGAAGCUGACAGAUGGAUCCUACUUUGGAGAGAUCUGUCUACUCACCAAGGGCAGACGAACUGCGAGCGUGCGUGCAGACACCUACUGUCGACUCUUCUCCCUCUCUGUUGAUCAUUUCAAUGAGGUGCUAGAAGAGUACCCCAUGAUGCGGCGCGCUUUUGAAACGGUUGCCAUUGACCGAUUGGACCGCAUUGGGAAGAAGAACUCCUUGUUGCUGCAGAAGUUCCAGAAGGAUCUGAACGCCGGCGUUUUCAACACGCAGGAGAACGAGAUAUUGAAGCAGAUUAUCCGUCAGGACAGGGAGAUGGUGAUGAUGGUGGACCGCAAGCAGUCAGUUACCGGGAUGAACUCAACACCAAUGUCAGGAAACUCCAUCAUUAACUCACCAGGCCAACCUCCCUUCCCCACUGCCUUCAGCACCAAUCAGCUCCAGCAGUCCUCUGUUCCCCUGACCUACAGUGCUUCAGCCAUUGCCAAUGCCUCUGCUGCCCGCAUGCUGCCAUCCACUGCUGCGGCGGCGCACGGGGUUUACCCUGCUCCCAGUCUUUCUCAUGGCAGCCUGAAUUCAUCCUCCAUCAACCCACAGACCCCACAACAGCAGCAAGGAGCGCUCAUGUCGCCCUUCUCCUUCACGGCUGCAAUGUGUAGUCCCCCUGUGCAGACCCCUCUGGCUAGCAGGAGCUUUCAGUACAGCUCGCGCACAGCCUCCCAGCUGUCACUUAUCCAGCAGCCCAUGGCUCAACCAUCUCUAUCCACACAGCAGCAGCUCGCCCAGCAGCCUGCUGCAUCGACUGCUGCCGCAGUCUCUGCAGCACUGCAGCAGCAGCAACCGUCACCUCAGCAACAGCAGGUCCCUUCACCUCAGCGAGGAGACAUCCACAAGAGCACACAGGCUCUGCAGUCAGGCAGCUUGGGUCGAGAUGUCAGACAUUUAUCGGCCUCCCAACCAUCACUGCCACAUGACACAGCUCUGGGGCCCAGAGUGCACCCAGCAUCAGGAGACUCUCUGGCCUCCAUUGCGCCACCGACGGCAGCAGCGAUCCAGGGAAUGAAUCUGCAGAGUGGCAUCCGCACCACAGUGCCCCAGCGUGUCAAUUUAUUCCGGCAGAUGUCGUCAGGAGCCUUGCCCCCGGUGCGCUCUGCGGCGGCUGCGGCGGCGGCAGCAGCAUCAUCCUCGUCCUCCUCAACCCAGCACAGGGAAUCUCCCGGAUCGAGGAGGGAUUCUGUCCUAAGCAGUACAGAGACCGAGCAAGACAAAAUGCGGUUUGCAUCAAAUUUAUGAUCCUAUUUUUCCCUUUUCAUUUUUUAAACUUCAAUAUGUUUCAAUUCAUUUUUAAAAGUGGAGAUGCAACAAAAGAGAUAAAGAUGAGGAACUUCAGCUUCAACUUCAACUUUUUGUUUCUCUCCAAUUUUCUUCUAAAAUAUCCUCAUAGAAAUCCUGUACAUACAAGCCCUUGUAUUAUAUUUUAGACAUAUUGUUUCCCUAAACUUCAGAAUGUAUAUUAUACAGAUACAUCUCUCUUCUUUUACGCCAUAUAUAUACAUAUGUAUAUAUAUAUAGCCUACUGCUGUAUGUAUGGGUGAGAGUGUGUGUGUGUGUGUGUGUGUGUGUGUGUGUGUGUGUGUGUGUGUGUGUGUGUGUGUGUGUGUGUGUGUGUGUGUGUGUGUGUGUGUGUGUGUGUGUGUGUGUGUGUGUGUGUGUGUGUGUGUGUGUGUGUGUGUGUGUGUGUGUGUGUGUGUGUGUGUGUGUGUAAAAUCCAACUAGAAUAUUUGGCAAUGGCAAUUUAAAAGCUGUAGUAUAAACAUGAGUCUUCCUUUCUGAGAAAUAUAAAGAAUUAUAUACAAUGUA